UCCGAGUCUCGGCCUUCCGCCACUUGACCCGUUGCACUUUACGCAAAUCAAAAUCAAUGACUCACCUGACCGGCCAGUCGCCCUAAGCCUGGAAUUCAACGAGGUGGACAUCACCGGUAUUGGCAAUGCGAUCGUCGACUCCAUCGAAAUGAAGCCAGGCAGUUACAACUUGAAGGCAAAGCUGCAUGCCGAUUCACCCUUCUCGCUGAUUGGACAAUACAAGGCAGACGGCAAGGUUCUGGUGCUGCCUGUUAAAGGGGAGGGAAACAGCAACAUAACAGCACCUAGACUGGAAACCGAUAUGGAGCUAACUGGACAGCCAACUGAACGAGAUGGACAGGUGUUCUGGGACGUGACGGACUUUAAGGUCGACCUCAAGUUGAACAAGUUGUCGAUGGACCUUACAGGAUUGUUCAACAAUGACAAAGCAUUAGCUGACAACACACUCAAGUUCCUGAAUGAGAAUUCUGAAGAGAUUACAAAGGAGCUGGAACCGGCUAUAGAUGAAGCUCUGGGAGUCUCCUUCAAGCAAAUGGCCAGGAAGGUGUUCGGAAAUGUUCCCUACAACUCAGUCUUUCCACCUUCAUGAAGUGGAGCGAAAUGUAGGUUUUACCUUAGAAAAAAUACUUCAUUAGUCAUUCACAUAGGUGGACGUUAGUUCAGUCCAAUAUCGUACACUGCUGUGCUCUAUCAUACUUCUACUUUACAGAAACAAUAAAAUAUGAACAUUAUUUUCAUAGAAAUAAAUGAUUUUGCUUCAGUUUCUAUAGUUAUUUUGCCCAUGUAUAAACUACAUUGCAAAACUUUUGUUUGAAAAUUUAUUCCAGAAAAUGCUCUGUUAAGUCUUUAGGGCAUUCUAGUCCAUUUACUCUGAUGCCAUUAGACAUU
Messenger RNA from Schistocerca piceifrons (Central American locust), 888 nucleotides. RefSeq names its product protein takeout-like. Lineage: Eukaryota; Metazoa; Arthropoda; Insecta; Orthoptera; Acrididae. The record is from RefSeq and is a predicted model, not a curated record. The transcript has 4 exons. Bases 149 to 589 code for a protein of 146 amino acids.